UACUUAGAGGUCGUGAUUGGAAAGUUGUAGAAGAUGUGAAUCAUCGACAGAUUUGGGACAUUAAGGACAAUUCUGAUGAGGUUAAUGAUGUUAUUGAUGUUGUACAUGAAACAAGUUCAUCAAAUUUUUUGUUGACUGUGGACCUCGGAGAGUUGAUUAUGCAAUCUGAUCAACCUGCUGCUUAUGUUGGAGCUGAUGAAGAUGGUGACGACGAAGCUGAUAUGUCAGAACAUGAGGACGUUGCAGAUGCAGAAGAUGAAUUGGUUGUUGAACUUUGUGAAGAUGAAAAUGUGUCUCCGAGUACUGAUGGAAAUGAUAGUGAUUACUCUGUUUAGUUUUUUUCUAUUUGUGUAACAGAACUAUGUAUUUAAAUAUAAUGAAGUGUUUUUUUUUGUAAUUAUAAUAUAAGAUAUUUGAGCUUUGUGAAGAUGAAAAUGUAUCUCCGAUUACUGAUGGAAAUGAUAGUGAUUACUCUGUUUAGUUUUUUCUAUUUGUGUAACAGAACUAUAUAUUUAAAUAUAAUGAAGUUUUUUUUUGUAAUUAUUAUUAUUAUGAAUUCAAUGUGAUAUACUUCUAUUUAAUGCUAAUUACUAACUAAUAAAUUUUAAACUGAAGUAUAAUGUCAGCUGAUAUAGCUACUUAUCAUGGCGGAGAUGGUGGGGGUCAAGACCCGCCAGAUCCUUCUAGGGUACCAACAUCUUGCGAGUCAGGUUAAAUAUUGCAUAUCAAAAUUAUUUUUAGAAAUUAUAUUGUUAGAUAAAUAUAACAUCAAUACUAAUACUGAUUAUUGUUAAUAAAUUUUAAAGCCCCGUCGACGAGAAGAAAAUGUCGUGGCCCUGCUAGUAAUAAUGUUCUUGAAGAACGAAGGAAAAAAGCUGGGAAACCAUUGGAUCUAGAGCUUGAUCCUGUGACCAACAAAGUGGUUGGGCAGGAGGAUCAAGCUUUUAUUCGCAUGUUGGGAACUCUAGUUUCCAUGUUGUGUCCGGGGCAUUAUUUGGAUUUUGCUGAUGUACCUCAACAGUUUAAGGAUCAAGUGCUUGAUCGUAUGAGGUAUUACUAUAAUAUAGACGGUCAUCCACAACGUGAGUCAGUUCUGGCAACUCUCAACAAGGAGAUGGGGGAAAGAUAUCGCGAGAGAAAGAACUAUAGACAUAGACACUUCAAAAAUCAUUAUGCUGGACCAGAAGAUUUGGAGAAUGUCCUCUCUAAGCCACCUAACCAUUGCACUAAGGAGGCUUGGCAGCUUAUUUGUGAAAUGUUUUUGAGCGAAAGAUUUUUGGCUCGUUCCGCUAAAAAUCAAGCAAACAGAAGACAAAUGAAGUAUGUAACAACACAAGGCACAAAGUCGUUGGCAGCUAAGCGUCACGAAUAUGUAAGUGAAGAUGUUAAUUUAAUUUUAUAAAAUAACACAUUCUGAAACAUUUUGUUUACAUUUGUA
This is a messenger RNA of Humulus lupulus (European hop), 1438 nucleotides long. RefSeq lists its product as uncharacterized. The record is from RefSeq and is a predicted model, not a curated record. Bases 953 to 1402 code for a protein of 149 amino acids. The transcript is spliced from 2 exons. NCBI's taxonomy places the organism in Eukaryota, Viridiplantae, Streptophyta, Magnoliopsida, Rosales, Cannabaceae.